Messenger RNA from Cannabis sativa, 1966 nucleotides. RefSeq names its product UDP-glycosyltransferase 91C1. Gene Ontology annotation, molecular function: UDP-glycosyltransferase activity. Bases 253 to 1686 code for a protein of 477 amino acids. The record is from RefSeq and is a predicted model, not a curated record. The transcript has a single exon. NCBI's taxonomy places the organism in Eukaryota, Viridiplantae, Streptophyta, Magnoliopsida, Rosales, Cannabaceae.
UGGUAUCAGUUAGCAACUAACACUUGGCAACAAUCUUUUUAACAUAUUUUUUAAUAUAUUAAUUUUUUCCUCGUAUGUAUGAAACCUUUGUAGGGUGGGUCAAGCAGUAGUUGAUGCCUUAAAUAAUUGUCACACUUUUGGUGAAAUGACAUUUAAUAAACUAAAUAGAGAUGUUAAUAAACUUCACAUAGCAGUAUUUAGAUAUGAGAGAGUCAUCUUAAUUUCUCCUACCAAUUAUCAAAUUAACCAAAUAUGGAGAACAAUAAACUAAAUAGAGAUGUUAAUAAACUUCACAUAGCAGUAUUCCCAUGGCUAGCACAAGGCCAUUUACUCCCAUUUUUCCAAUUCUCCAAGUUCUUAGUUCAAAAGGGUCACCGUGUUUCCUUCAUCACCACCCCAAAAAACCAUACUAGGCUCCCAAAAAAUAUAAUUCCCUCAAAUCUAUCCCAUCUCAUAACCUUCGUUGACCUGCCUUUGCCACCAGUGGACGGCUUACCCGAUGGAGCUGAGUCAACUGCCGACUUACCCAUUCACAAAGUCCCUUUCCUCAAGAAAGCCUUUGAUGGACUCCAACCAAAUUUGACUAAGUUUCUACAAGACUCCGGCCACGACAUUACUUGGAUCGUCCAUGACUUCGCUUGUUACUGGCUACCUCCACUCGCCAAUCGACUUGGGAUCAAGUUGGUUUUCUUUUCCAUAUUUAACGCCACCUCGAUGGCCUUUGCGUUACCGCCAUCGGAAAUGGCUAGCGAUUACCGCAGCCGACCAGAGGAUUACACGGUGGUUCCUAAAUGGUGGAAGGAUAUGCCAUACGAGGUUGCUUUUAAGUUGCAUGAAAUAAAAUCUCACUGGGAUUGUAUGGAUUCCGAUGUUUCUGAUUUUCAAAGGAUUAAAGAGGUGGUUCAGGGCUGCCAUAUCCUCCUCGUCCGAACUUGCCCUGAGUUCGAACCCGAAUCACUGAGUCUUCUCAAGACUCUUCACAAUAAACCGGUUCUUCCUAUUGGACUGUUGCCGCCAUUUGAACCUCGUGAAGAUGGAGAUCACAAUAGAUGGGAAGCUCUAAAACUGUGGCUAGAUUGCAGAAAAGACAAGUCCGUAGUUUAUAUUGCGCUUGGUUCGGAGUUGAGUCUGAGUCAAGAAUCGAUGCACGAGUUAGCUUUUGGGAUAGAGAAAUCUGGGUUGCCGUUUGUUUGGGUAAUUAACAAUCGUCCAUUGGUAGAAGGAAAAUUGGGUUUGAACAUAAUUCCAUCUGGAUUCGAAACCCGGGUCUCGGAUCGGGGUAUGAUAUGGUGGGGUUGGGCUCCCCAACUGAGAAUCUUGGCUCACCCUUCCGUGGGUGGGUUCUUGACUCAUUGCGGUUGGAGUUCGGUGGUCGAAGGUCUCGGGCUCGGGCUGUCGUUGAUUCUAUUUCCAGGUGGAAGCUCGGAUAUGGGGUUAAUGGCGAGGCUGCUUCAUGGCAUGGGAAUCGGGCUAGAAAUUCCGCGAGAUGAAAAAAAUGGCUGGUUCAGUAGUGACUCGGUGGCUGAGUCGAUUCGGCGAGUCAUGGUGGAUGAGGAAGGAGAGGCAAUCAGAGUUAAGUCAGGUCAUGAGAUGAGGGCGAUAUUUGGCAAUGUGGAAGUGCAGAAUAAGUACUCAAACGAGUUCGUUGAGUUCCUUGUAAGGUAUAGCACUGAGUCAACCAGGUGACUCUAAGCUGGGAUCUACUGAGUAGUCUGAGUUACUUAAACUAGCAUAGCAUGCAUGGUUGUUAAUUAUUGUUAAAAUAAGUUGUGGGAUUUCGUUCCGCAAAGUCGCAAACAACAUGAUUUCUAGUAAUGUAUAAUCGUAUUUCACCAUAUUAUUAGUUAGGAACUUAGGGAUAUGCCAUGUCCCGAGACAUAGUAGUCAAUCAAUAAAAUAUUCAAAGAGACUAUGCACCUUGACUUAAUGUUAAUGAAAACUUAAGUUGCCUGCUUCUUAUUUACUA